AUGGAUGCUUUUCGGGGGGUUUUAAAAUUCUUCCUUAACCAGAAAACUGCUAUUGGCUACAGCUUCCUGGCUCUGCUGACGGUGGGAAGUGAGCGUCUCUUCUCACUCGUGGCUUUUAAGUGCCCCUGCAGCACUGCGAAUCUGGUCUAUGGGCUGGUUUUCCUCUUUGCUCCUGCCUGGGUGUUACUGAUCCUGGGAUUCUUUCUGAACAACCGGUCGUGGAGACUCUUCACAGGCUGCUGUGUGAAUCCCAGGAAAAUCUUCCCCAGAGGCCACAGCUGCCGCUUCUUCUAUGUCCUUGGCCAGAUCACUCUGAGUUCAUUGGUGGCUCCAGUGAUGUGGCUUUCUGUGGCUUUGCUCAAUGGCACUUUUUAUGAAUGUGCCAUGAGCGGGACGAAAAGUUCAAGACUCCUGGGACUGAUUUGCAAGGGCAAGCCCAAAGAGUGCUGGGAAGAACUUUACAAAGUAUCUUGUGGCAAGACCAGCAUGACACCCACAGACAAUGAAGAAUUGAAACUGUCCCUGCAAGCCCAGUCUCAGAUUCUAGGAUGGUGCCUGAUCUGUUCAGCAUCCUUCUUCUCUCUGCUCACCACUUGUUAUGCUCGCUGCCGAUCUAAAGUUAGCUACCUUCAGCUGAAUUUUUGGAAGACGUAUGCACAAAAGGAAAAGGAACAUUUGGAAAAUAUGUUCCUGGAGUAUGCCAACGAGCUGAGUGAGAGAAACCUUAAAUGCUUUUUUGAAAACAAGAGGCCAGAUGUCUUCCCCAUGCCCACCUUUGCGGCCUGGGAGGCUGCUUCUGAGCUGCAUUCUUUCCACCCAAGCCGGCAACACUACAGCACCCUCCAUAAGGUGGUGGAGGAUGGGCUGGAGCUGAGCCCUGAGGAUGAUGAGACCUCGAUGGCCCUUGUGGGUACCGCCCACAAUGUGUAGUUCACCCAUCAUCACUGACUCACAGUGUCCAAGGAUAUACUCAUUCUGAUAUCUUCCUACUGCAUCAACAGCAACCUGUAUAUCUCUGUUUUCUCACAGUUAGUGUUUCUUUAUGAGACAAUAACACAAAGUGAAGCAGUUUUGCAGCUCCCAAGUGCAGAUGGUGUCAGGAUGUGUUCAAACUGAUGCUGAGUGACUGACUGGUCAAGGAUGAUGACAAAGGUGCUUUCCCAUCUGUUGGGGAUUGGGCCAGCUGCUUCAAGUUCUAAGAUUUUAUGAUUCGACAGUGAGACUCAUGCAAGAGGGUCUGCCACUCUCUGUAAAUAUUGAUGAUGGCAUCUGGGGACAGAAGCAGUGACUUGUGAGUGAGUCAACAUAGACUCUUGUACAUGGUGAGAUCUGUGGUGUAGUCAGAAGGAGUCCUUGUCCUGUAAAUCUAUCCUAUCGCCUUUCAAGGAUUCUGCCAUUUGAAAUUCAUUCCCUUGGAAUCUGAAGAUAUCUGUUCUCAACAAUAACCAAUUGAAAGGACACGGUUCCUAAAAUUCAGAGCUUUUCAUACGUUUUCUCUGUGUACUGAAAGAAUGUCUCUACAGGCAGGGCUAUAUUACGAUUUGUGUGGGUCCUAGGCACUUUUGCCUUCAUGGACCCCUUUCUAUAUUAAAAAAUACACACACGUGUGCAUGCACACACAUAUAUUUAUAACUGUAUUGAUAUAAAGACAAAUAUUUUAAUAUUACAUAUUAAAACAUUUUCUUCAGCAUAAAGUUCAUUUAUUUCCUUCUGAUUUUAAAAUAAAUUAAAAAUGUUUUGUGGGAGUCUGCAAGUAUCAUGGGGCCUAGGCACAGUCGCUACUGUGCUGAAUGGGUAAGUCGGCCCUGCCUGGAGGUCUGGGGAAACUGUUCAAAGCAG
Molecule: messenger RNA, 1839 nt
Organism: Diceros bicornis minor
Lineage: Eukaryota; Metazoa; Chordata; Mammalia; Perissodactyla; Rhinocerotidae
Gene: CALHM5
Product: calcium homeostasis modulator family member 5
Exons: 2
Coding region: 1-930 (309 amino acids)
Molecular function (GO): monoatomic cation channel activity
Source: RefSeq, a predicted model, not a curated record